Messenger RNA from Anisakis simplex (herring worm), 1125 nucleotides. NCBI's taxonomy places the organism in Eukaryota, Metazoa, Nematoda, Chromadorea, Rhabditida, Anisakidae. The record is from the annotation of a GenBank genome assembly.
UCCCUAGUAAUAGUUGAGGCACAGCGAUCGAUGGCAAAUGCACGUCUGUUAGAUGUAGCAUUUCGACUUGAGAAUACUCAUUAUAAGGCGAUUGAAAACAUUGGUACGGGUGCUUAUGGAGUGGUAUGUAAAGCUGAUGACCAGUAUCACAAACGCCGUGUCGCUAUCAAAAAAAUAUCACGUGCAUUCUCAGCAGUCGUAUUACUGAAACGUUCAUUACGAGAAAUUCGAAUUUUACGAGAUUUGAGACAUGAAAAUAUCGUUUCUGUAUUGGAUGUAUUCACUGCUGAAGGAACACAAGGACUUGACGUGUAUAUGGUACUUGACUUGAUGGAAACUGAUUUACAUCAAAUAAUCCAUAGCAGACAGAACCUUAUGGAUCAACAUUUCCAAUACUUUCUUUAUCAAAUAUUACGUGGACUUAAGUAUCUACAUUCGGUUGGUAUCGUUCAUCGUGACUUGAAGCCUUCAAAUGUGCUCGUUAACGGUGAUUGUCUGAUUAAGAUCGGUGAUUUUGGUAUGGCACGCCUUGUGGAACAGUGUGUUCACAGCACGGGAAAUUUUAUGACGCAAUAUGUUUCAACGCGUUGGUAUCGUGCUCCUGAAUUGUUAUUUUCACUUCUCGAUUACGAUACAAAAGUAGAUAUUUGGUCUGUGGGCUGUAUAUUUGCUGAAAUGAUCCUAAGAAGGCAAUUAUUCCCUGGUAAAGACGCUAUCAGUCAAGUGAAAAUGAUUGUCUACUAUUUGGGUACACCCGAAAAGGAAGUCCUUGAACGAAUCAAUUUGGACCUUGUUCGACGAUGGAUUGAAAGUUGUGGUCAUAAAAAAGCAUUGCCAUGGUCAAGUAUCCUUCCGAAAGCAACUUCAAAUGCUGUCGAGCUUAUUUCAAAGUUGAUGCAGGUAGCACCUUGGAAGCGUAUCUCUGCAGAAGAGGCUUUAUCACAUCCCUAUCUUGAAACUUAUCACGACCAAAAAAUCGAACCCAAUUGCUCACAAAAGGUUUAUUUUGAUGCAGAAGCAAUCGAAAAACUACCCGUUAAUGUUUUAAAACACGCACUUAUUGCUGAAGCCGAAUAUUUUGCAUCAAUACGCGCAAAACACGAUACAACCUGGAGGUCUUUUUGA